UGGAUUGGCAGCACCUUCGGUUUUCGUUGCUGUGUCUUUUCUACGCUAAUACUAAUACAAUGUAAUAAAAACUAUGGAAUCAAGAGCUAGAGAUAGAGACGAGGAAAUCUGAGGGAUCUGUUCCAAGGAAAAGAACCGUUGUGAGGAGAUUUGUUUAUUCCCAAUACGAGAAGUCGAUUCAUCGGACAAAAAAAAAACACACACAUACUUAUUCUAUGUCCUUAUGUCUCAUUGCUACAAAUAUGGCCUUCUUGUCUUGCUUCACUGCAGAUUGGCCUUGAAACACUUUUUGUCCUCUCUUCCCAAAGUACUACACCGAAAGUGCUCUUGGUGUUACAGUAGUAAGCACUGCGACGAAAAGGUAGGAGGACCCUAAGGAACACGAAAAAGAUUUAUUGUUCUGGUAAAACCGCGUUAAAACUCGCCUAACAAUGUCCCAGACAUCCAGUAAUAUAGACGUUCCGGCUCUUGUCAUUGAUCAAGGGUCUUGCUGGGCCCGGUUUGGUUAUGCCGGUGAUGAUGCUCCUACCGUUGUUCUUCCGUCUAAAUACGGUGUAAAAAAAAACAAAACUACUGGUGAAUCAAGCUUCGUUAUUGACCAGCUCGAACUUCACGCCCCAAUUCCUCAUAUGGAGAUUCUCAGUGGGUUGAGUGAUGGUGUCGUCCAAGAUUGGAACUCUACAUUAAAUAUUUGGAAGCGUGGGUUAAACGAUAAGCUAGGAGUUGAUGCUUCCGAAUACGCAAUGAUGGUGACAGAACCUAGCUGGAACCCUCGGAAUGUGCGGCAACAAACUAUGGAAACUGCUUUUGAACAAUUCAAAGUUCCGGCAUUCUUUCUCAGCAAACAAGCUGUGUGUGCUGCGUUCGCCAAUAAUCGGGCUACGGCACUUGUUGUUAAUUUGGGCUCCAAGUAUGUGAGUGUUACGCCGGUCGUUGAUGGACUAGCAGUCCGUAAAGGCCUGAUGAAACAGAAUUUGGCUGGUGACUUUUUAAACGCGAACAUUGAGCGCAUGCUCGAAAACCUGCACAUUCCCAUUCAUCCGCAUUACCGUGUCGCUCGAAAAGCAACAAAUGUGGACGGUAAUGAAGGAAUGGCAUCUGUUAUGUAUAAUCCUGUCGAGGGAUUGACUGCCUCGUACGAGGAGUUGGAAAAGAACCGAGUAAUUGAAGAGUGGAAGGAAAGUGUACUUCAGAUGCUAGAAUCCCCAUUCAAUGAGAGAAGUGCUUCUGUACGGACACCAAAGCCGUUUGAGUUCCCGGAUGGUAUUAGCUGGAAGUUUGGCGGCGAAAGAUUUCGUAUAGCGGAGAUCCUUUUCAAUCCUUCGCUUGCAUUUGGGGAAACGCCUGCAACAAGUGUACCUCAGGGUGCCAUGGGAUUGCCGCAAUUGGUUCAUCAAAGCAUACUCACAUGCGACAACGAUAUACGGUCAACACUGCUCAAUAACAUCAUCAUUACUGGAGGCACAUCUCUCAUUCCUGGUUUGGCCGAACGUUUACAGACUGAGCUCCAGCGAAUGGCUCCAGGAAGCCGGGUAACCGUUCUGGCGAAUGGCUCUGCAACUGAACGUAAAAAUGCUACAUGGCUCGGAGGUUCCAUCCUUGCAAGCCUUAAUACCUUCCAACACUUGUGGAUUACAAAACAGGAGUAUGAAGAAAUUGGAGUUGAUAGGGCAUUAUUCAUUGAAAAACGCUGCAAGUAGAGUCAGGACACACUUGCAAAAACAAAAACAAAAAAAACACACACGCCCCACAUGAUUAGUCCCUGAAUUUCAAAUCUGGUAAUGCAUCAAUGAACGUUACGUUUGUACAUUUUCUUUUUAGCUUAGCUCCAUUCAUCUUAAACGGAAACGGUAGCCUGAGUAUACGAGUCGUUUUCUAAUAAAACCACUUACUGCUGUGGUUGGUUUUGGGAAUCAAAAAGAGCGUAAAGCGAGACGAGGGUCAUUUGAACAGCUUCGGCUGAACCGGAUAUCAAGAGAAUCUGUUCAUCGUUUUGUGCGUCUGCCUGCGGAAGCUCAAUUUGUGUAUUGCAAUCUUGGGCCACUUCUUGCAACUUUGUCGGUGAACGAGAAAGAACGGAUUGCGCAAGAGCCUUUGGUACGCUGAAUUGCUGCGUGAUGACACGUUGACUGACGGUAUUUGGUGGGAUAGAUGGGCCAGGAUGUUGAAUAACCUGGCUCGCUCCAAGGGGAUCGGGAUUUGCAGUUGCUGAUAUGAGUGAAGCAGGAGCGAUACCGUACGGAUUAUUGGGUGUUAAUAAAGUACUGGACGCGGGAAUCGAUUGGAAUGUCGCUGGAGAGCCAUACAAACCAUAUACGGGUUCCGGUACAUAAGGAACAACCCGCGAAGUUUCAAGCGCAGCAGUUCUUUCUUGUAACAGUUUAAGAAUUUGUUCAAGCGACUUGCUGAACUCUUCAGCAGGACCACAGACCGUAAGCGCCCUUUCGGUAGAACGAGGCAAAUAGGAUACGCUGCGUUUUAUGCUCACGUUUGGGGCAGCACUGUGCGAUUUUGGAACAAAAUUUUGACUGUAAAAGGUUGUAGACCCUAGUAAUAUGGUCGAAAUAGCCAACGAGAUACAUAACGACUGAGAAUUUUGAGUUUUGUCAAUGCCUUUCACAAUUUCUACAAGACCUUGAGCCAACUGGUCAACAUCACCACUCACUUGCAGUAUUACAUGGGUCGUAGGAAAAGGUUGUAAAUGCAGUGUCGUCUCUAAACCUUCAAUCGACACUGUUUUAGACUGCCAAACUCGGGCUUGAUCUGCACUUAGUAAUAUACGGACCACCAA
Molecule: messenger RNA, 2791 nt
Organism: Schizosaccharomyces japonicus yFS275
Lineage: Eukaryota; Fungi; Ascomycota; Schizosaccharomycetes; Schizosaccharomycetales; Schizosaccharomycetaceae
Product: SWI/SNF and RSC complex subunit Arp42
Exons: 2
Coding region: 432-1700 (422 amino acids)
Cellular component (GO): protein-containing complex; RSC-type complex; SWI/SNF complex
Source: RefSeq, a predicted model, not a curated record